This is a messenger RNA of Hyla sarda, 2169 nucleotides long. It is a transcript of the gene SLC25A29, whose product is annotated as solute carrier family 25 member 29. The transcript is spliced from 5 exons. The coding region runs from base 1046 to 1756 and encodes 236 amino acids. Gene Ontology annotation, cellular component: mitochondrion. Lineage: Eukaryota; Metazoa; Chordata; Amphibia; Anura; Hylidae. The record is from RefSeq and is a predicted model, not a curated record. Gene Ontology annotation, molecular function: high-affinity L-arginine transmembrane transporter activity. Gene Ontology annotation, biological process: mitochondrial L-ornithine transmembrane transport.
UGUUAUGGGGAUAUCACAGAUGUAGCAGAGCCGACAUUGCCGAUGCACAGCACACCCUCCUCACCCAUGUAGCGCUCACACACACUCCUCUCAGCUGCUCUAUUAUUCGGGUACCUUUCAUCUCAUCACGUGGAGGAUGCUGCAAGCUCCGCCCCCUCCUCCCUCCUCAGGUGGGCGUGGUAAGGAGGCCGGGCUGUGGGUGUUGUCCCUUCCUCCGCCUCUGAUUGGACAGGACGCGGCUUCUAAAUAAGGAUAUUUGCACCUUGUUGGGCGGCGUCACCGACAGAAAGGACUGGAGUGAGGCUGGCGCAGAGCGGUGCGACAAUCCCGGGGGAGGAGGAGGAGACUGAUCAUCCACAGCAGCAGCAGCAGCAUCAUCAUAGUCAUUACUACAGAGUCAUCGGCGCUGCCAGACACCUGAUCUACCCGCUGUGCCCCCUCCUGGGACUCACUGCUACCCCCUAUAGGGGCACUGCCCUCACAAAUACCCCCCAUCGGAGCCCUAUUCCUCACUACUACCCCCAUCGGAACCCUAUUCCUCACUACUACCCCCCAUCGGAGCCGUGUCCCUCACUACUACCCCCAUCGGAACCCUAUUCCUCACUACUACCCCCAUCGGAACCCUAUUCCUCACUACUACCCCCAUCGGAACCCUAUUCCUCACUACUACCCCCAUCGGAACCCUAUUCCUCACUUCUACCUUCAUAGAAUCAGAGGUUCCCUGUCCUUACCACCCCCCAGAGGGCAUCUGGAGCUGGCACUGUGGACACUUGGCAUCAUUGACAUCCAUCCCGGGAGGAGGAAUGGCGCUGGAUUUCCUGGCUGGAUGCGCAGGAGGUGCUGCCGGUGUAUUAGUUGGACACCCAUUUGAUACCGUAAAGAUGAGCCCCGUUUCGCAGAGCGUUCCCCGCCAGUAAGUAUUUCCCAGGUGCGACUGCAGGUUCAGAGUGUGUCCAAACCCCUUUAUCGAGGGACUUUUCAUUGCUUCCAGUCCAUUAUCAAACAGGAAACGGCAUGGGGACUCUACAAAGGAGUGGGAUCACCAAUGAUGGGGUUGACCUUCAUCAACGCUUUCGUUUUCGGGGUUCAGGGAAACGCCAUCAGACACCUGGGCACAGACACUCCAUUAAACCAGUUUCUGGCGGGAGCGGCGGCCGGCACCAUCCAGUGCGUAAUCUGCUGCCCGAUGGAACUGGCGAAGACCAGGAUGCAGCUUCAAGGAACCGGCGAAUACAAGUCGAAGUCCAAGACCUAUAAGAAUUCCUUAGAUUGUUUGGUAAAGAUUCACCGCAAAGAAGGACUGCGAGGGAUCAACAGGGGCAUGGUCACCACGGUCCUCCGGGAGGCCCCAAGCUUUGGCUUUUACUUCUUGACCUACGACUGUCUCAGUAGGUACCUGGGCUGUGAGAUCAAUGACAGUCUCAUCAUCCCCAAGCUGCUUUUCGCCGGAGGUAUGUCGGGGAUCGUGUCUUGGCUAUCGACUUAUCCCAUUGACGUGAUCAAGUCGCGCCUGCAGGCCGACGGCGUCGGUGGGGUCAACCAGUACAACGGCAUCCUGGACUGCGUCAGAAAGAGCUACCAACAGGAAGGCUUGAGAGCGUUUACAAGAGGCCUGACGUCCACGUUGCUCAGAGCCUUUCCGGUCAACGCCGCCACGUUUGCCACCGUCACCCUGUUCCUUAUGUACAUGAGGUCAGAAAACCCCAUAAAAGAAUGUGACGCCGGCCCGGCUCUGCAGCAACCGACCAGCAUGUAAACCUGUUACCGAGUCUCCGAACAAUCCCUAGUGUAGAGUUAUUUUUAUACGACGAGUUGUAUAAAUUGUAUGUACAUAAAUGAUCUGUAUAAGUGGUUUAUAUGCGGUAGAGACAGGCGUUCAUCUCGAUUGUAUAAUACAAUGUGGCCUUAUUUGGAUGUGAUGCGAUGCUCCCAUGGCUGCUGACAAUGUGGGGGUUAUCCUAUGGCCUAGGCAUCCUACCUGCGCCCCUCCAGCUGUGGCAAAACUACAACUCCCAGCAUGCCCGGACAGCCGUUGGCUGUCCGGGCAUGCUGGGAGUUGUAGUUUUGCCACAGCUGGAGGGGCGCAGGUUGGACGCCUAGGCCCUAUGGGAUCUGCUGUACUAAUAUUGAUGGGGAAGAGGGCGACUAUCUUUUAAAGGGGUACUCGAG